CAAGCGGUUUUGAAUUUUGAAGUGCUUCAUUUCUUCGUUACUUCACCACUCACAACACGUUCUAAUCCACGACGUUAAAACCAACCCAAAAAACAAAAACAAUCAUUGGUAAAACAAACAAGACAACCUCGACGUCUUCACUACAGGCUGGUUUCGACACUGCUUCUCUUUCUCGGAGGAGCCACGCAAUUUACACUAAUACCCUCAAACCACCUUCGCAAUCACUCCAUCACAUAGGGACACAAUAGUCAUUCCAUCUCCAAACCACCACCCCAAACCCACCGGAAAAUGCUCUUCAUUCUCUUCUUCCUAAAUCCCUAACCCUAACACCAUCGAAACCCUAAAUCCCCAAUUCUUCGAUCUCAGAGAAUCUCGAAUCGCGCAUAGAGAGAGAGAGAGGGGUUUGAAGAAUGGGCGAUUUCAAUCUCGCACUGGUGAUCGUUGCGAUCGUGGUGUGCGUGAUCGUGUUCCUCUUCAAUGUCUACCUGCUCGUGAACUAUCAGCACCCAGAUGAUGUGAACCAGGCUUACUUUCCCAAAUUCGUCGUCGUUUUGGGACUCUCCGUCGCCGCUAUUUCCAUUCUCAUGCUUCCGGCGGAUGUCGCUAACCGUCAGGCCUGUCGCCACGCGAUUUACAACGGCGCGUGUAACCUCACGCUCCCAAUGAAGGACCUCUGGCUUGCCAUCUACAUUCUUGACGCGGUUCUCGUCUUCUUCGUCAUCCCCUUUGCCAUGUUCUUCUAUGAAGGAGACCAGGAUAAGAGUGUUGGUAAGAGGAUUAAGAGCGCUCUGUUGUGGGUGGUGACCACUGCUAUCGUCUGCGCUCUUGUUCUGGGUAUUUUAUACGGGCUUGUUGGUAAGGUGGAUUUUACCGUAAGGCAUCUCUCUUCUUCCACAAGCUCAUUUCCUAGCUCAUGGAACUUCAAUAAUGGUCAACCGUGUAUUGGAAGUGGCACCAAGCAGUGUUCUGCAUACUCUGCUAGUCCUUCAUCAGAGAAAACCUGGACCAUGAGAGCUACCUUUCCAGAAUAUGUUGUUGCUCUUGCUACUAUUGUUGGAUCUGUGCUUUUUGCUAUAUUUGGUGGUGUUGGUAUCGCUUGUCUUCCAUUGGGACUUAUAUUUUCAUUUAUUCGGCGUCCAAAGGCUGUAAUCACUCGCUCACAAUAUAUCAAGGAAGCAACUGAACUGGGUAAAAAAGCAAGAGAACUGAAGAAAGCAGCUGAGUCCCUUCAUCAGGAAGAAAGAGGUGGUGCAAAGGGUAGAAAGUUCCGUAAAAAUGUGAAAUCAGUAGAAAAGGAGUUGUUUCAAUUAGAAGAAGAUGUAAAGCUUCUUGAGGAGAUGUAUCCACAAGGAGAAAAGGCUGAGACAACAUGGGCACUAACAGUUCUUGGGUAUCUGGCAAAAUUUGUUUUAGGAAUUUUAGGGUUUAUUGUUUCUGUGGCAUGGGUUGCUCAUAUCAUUAUCUAUCUGUUAAUUGAUCCUCCACUUUCGCCUUUCCUGAAUGAAGUUUUCAUCAAGCUGGAUGAUAUCUGGGGUCUUCUGGGUACAGCUGCAUUUGCGUUUUUCUGCUUCUACCUUCUCCUUGCUGUGAUUGCUGGUGCCAUGAUGCUUGGGCUGAGACUAGUCUUCAUUACUAUACAUCCCAUGAAGUGGGGUGGGACUCUCAUGAACUCUUUUCUGUUCAACGUGGGGCUUAUCCUUCUUUGUUCCAUUAGUGUAAUCCAGUUCUGCUCCACGGCAUUUGCCUACUAUGCUCAAGCAACUGCUGCACAGGAAAUAUUUGGCCACACCUUGGAGUCUCUUCGUGGAAUUAAAUAUUUGUACAAGUACAACGUAUUUCAGAUCGCAUUUGUUGUUUUGGCUGGAUUGACUUUUGUAUAUUAUGCUGCCUUUGGAUGGAGAAGAAAGAAGCCUAGUGGCAGGUUCCAAUUGUCUACAUGAGGUAUGCUUUAUAGCAUGAAAGAGUGUGUCCUCAGAUCGGGAAUUCUUCGUCGCAUCUUCUCAUUUGGAGUUGCUUUUAUAUUCGGAUGUGUUUUGGCCUAGUUUUGUUAUGUCGAAAGCUAUAGAGUUGCUGAUCAUCAUCCGAAUAGAGUCAUUUUCCUGCGGUUUAAUCGUUAGGUUGGUGCUUGUGCUGUCACUUAGGUCGUUGAUUCUUUCCUCACCCCUUGUAUGUAUUAUUCCUUGGUUUAAUUUGUGUUUCACAUUCUUCUGAUUAUGUAAUUGAAUCACGUGUACAACAAGACUACUGGGUUUCUCUUGGGCCCUUCGAUGUAUUGUAACCCUUACCACACAGAAAGUUGUACGAGUUGGCUUUUUUAUAA
This is a messenger RNA of Lotus japonicus, 2320 nucleotides long. Its product is annotated as LIMR family protein At5g01460. The coding region runs from base 411 to 1940 and encodes 509 amino acids. The transcript has 14 exons. The record is from RefSeq and is a predicted model, not a curated record. NCBI's taxonomy places the organism in Eukaryota, Viridiplantae, Streptophyta, Magnoliopsida, Fabales, Fabaceae.